Molecule: messenger RNA, 997 nt
Organism: Benincasa hispida (wax gourd)
Lineage: Eukaryota; Viridiplantae; Streptophyta; Magnoliopsida; Cucurbitales; Cucurbitaceae
Product: Heavy metal transport/detoxification superfamily protein
Cellular component (GO): chloroplast
Source: RefSeq, a predicted model, not a curated record
UUCAAAAGGGAUGAGUGAGUACGGUCUAGGGGAUAAGCAUGAUAGGAUAGAAUCCCAAAAUUUCCAAACACAAAACACACCCAAACCGUCAGAAAAAAUGGCUUCAAUCUCCUCCACCUUCCCGGCCCUUCACUCCAUUUCUCGCCUUGCAUUUCCCAAUCCAUCCCCAAUUCCCAGGCCUUCCUUCUCUCUUCCCUCCUCCACUAACUUCACUCUCGCCGCCGCCUCCUCCUUCAGCCAUUCGCCGGUUCAUGGCCGGAGCCGGGGACGCGGCCUGAAACAACCCAAGGCAGUUGAAGAGGAUGCCUCUAUUCCUGAGCAAGGAGUUGAAGGCGAACCGCCGUCUCCUUCUCCAUCUGACUCGCCGGCAGUCACCGUGCCCGUCUCUCCCUCUGAUAUUCUCACCAUGUUCUUUCAGGCAGAGGGGACACUAAAUGAAUCAGCUAUUCCUGCUGUAACUGAGGCUUUGGAGCAAACUGAGGGUAUCACUGGGUUGAAAGUUCAAGUCGUUGAGGGCAUUGCAUCAGUUGCGCUUACAAAACAAACAACAAUACAAUCUACAGGAGUGGCCUCGAGUUUGAUCGAGACCAUUCAAGGUGCAGGUUUUAAGUUACAAACGUUGAAUUUGAGUUUUGAGGACAAGGAAGAAGCUUUUGUUUAGGUACUCUUGAUUAUGAAGUGUUAGAAUUGGAGAGGGAAAGAGAGAUAAGAGAGGGAAGCUUAAUUAAGAGCUCCAUUGAUCAUGUCAUGGAAGAUUGGACUGUGCAGAUGAUGAUAACCUAGCAGGUUUGAUGAGAUUAUUUUUUGCCGUUGCUUGAUUUUUGUGUAUGAACUCGGGUUGAGGUUUUUUUAAUCUUUAGAUCAUUAGGAUAGAGAUAUGGAAUGUCAUUAAACCAAAAGGCCAUUUGCUUUUGAAACCAAUCCUUUUCUUGCAUAGAGCAUUAUAAGUUUGGAUGAAAACUUCAAACAUUAUAAGUCUUCCUGAUUGCAUAGUUCA